Canis lupus familiaris (dog) is the source of this 2751-nucleotide messenger RNA. RefSeq names its product basic proline-rich protein-like. Lineage: Eukaryota; Metazoa; Chordata; Mammalia; Carnivora; Canidae. The record is from RefSeq and is a predicted model, not a curated record. The transcript has 6 exons. The coding region runs from base 1 to 2751 and encodes 916 amino acids.
AUGCUCACCACUAUACCACCAACGCUGCACAGCCCGGGCCGCCCCCGGACGCCGGCCCAGGCUCCGCACCAGCGCCUCCUCGCCCUCUCGCCACCGCCUCCGCCUGCCGCAGCCCUGCCCCGACGUGCCGGCCGGCCGCAGCUCUGCGCCGUCGCGGGCGCCACCAGCGGCCGCCCGGCGCCCCACCCGCGCCACCCCCACGCAGCCCUGGCUGCUCCGCAGGCACGACCGCCCGCCGCCUCCGCCGCCCGCCUCUGGGGGGCGCUCUCGCCGCCCUGCGGCUCCCGGGCCCUCGGCUGCCCGCCGGGGAGCCCCGCCCCUUGCCCCCUGCCCCCGCCCGGCAGCCGGGCAGCUGUCCGUCGCGUGAGCGAGGAGCCCGUGGCGGCCAGCCCCGUCAGGAGGUCCCGGCUGGGCUGGGCCGAGCCCGCACGCGCCAGGGCGCAGGGCGCCAGGGCCGACGAGGAAGGGCAGGGGGUGCGGGGGGUCGGGUCGACGGCGGGCAGGACGGGCCCCCGCGGUCGCCCGCGCCUCUGGCCGCACGGGGCCGGGCGGAGGCACGAGGGAGGAAAGGAGGACAAGGAGAGAAGGAGGAGAAGGAGGGCCCUGGGGCCGGCGUACGUUUGGGCAGCGCGGCGGCGGCGCCCGCGACCAAAAGAGGGCGUGUCUCGCCUCCCCGUCGGGGAAUCGAACCCCGGUCUCCCCGUGACAGGCGGGGAUACUCACCACUAUACUAACGAGGACGGCGGCGGCGGCCGCCCGGGCGCCCGACCCCUCUCCGCCCGCGCCCGCCCGCCGGCCUGCCUGCCUGCCCACGCCCACCCGGGCCCUCGACGUCCCGCGCCCGUCCUGCCAGGCGCCCGCCACGUGCCCCGGCCACGGCCCACCCGGCCCGACCCCCCGGCCGCCGCGUCAGCGCGCACAGCAGUCCCCCGGCCCGACUCGGAGCGUCGCGCCCCCGACCCGCCGCCGCCCCCCCCGCCCAGCCGCGCGGGGAUGGCGGCGGGAGAAGACGCCCGACACGGCAAGCAGGGCUGCGCGAGCGAGCCGGAGGCCCCGCGCCGGGGAUGGGCCGCGGCGGCGGCGGGGGCGGCGGGGGCGCGGGGGCCGGACGCCGGCAGCAGGUCUCCCCUGGAGGCGUGGGUUCGAAUCCCACUCCUGACACGCCCACCUUUUGGCCCGCCCAACGCGGGCUCUCCGCACCCGGGCCUGGACGACGCCCUGUCUGUCCCGCCUUACACGCCGCUGCGGGCUGCGGGCUGCGGGCUGCGGCUGCGGCUGGCGGCGCCCUGGCACACGCCAGCGCGGGCCGAAAUGCCGGCAGCCCCGCGCGGGCCGGGCCACGCUCCCACUGAGGGGCGCGCCUCGCUCGCCUCCUCGCUCUCCCAGCCCCGCCCUACACCUCCCCCCCCCGCCCGCCGGGAGCGCGGGGUCCCCACGGCCUGUCCUUUCCGCCGGCCCCCAUUCAUUCCGUGGUCUCCACCCCCUCCGUCCCCGGGCGCCCACGAGGCGUGGCCACCCGGAGGCCUCACCACGGCCACACGCCCGCCAGGCGGGCAGCCGAGCCCUCCGCGCGCCAGCCAGAGACGGGACCCCCGCCCCGUUCGCUGGGCCUGGCCCGGGGGGGCGGGGUGGGGUCCACCCCGCCGUGGUGGCUCCGGGAGCCCUGAGCGCAAGGCAGCCCUGCCUCCCCGGGCCCCCUCCGCGCCGGAAGCCGCUGCGGGGCCGGGGCUCCAGGACGCCAGCGCGCUCCCUCACCGCGCCGCCCGCCAGCCAGCCAGCCGGCGGCCGCUCCGCCCAAGCGCACCUGCCGGCCUCACCCCCACCGCAGCCCAGCCGGCCCCGACGGAGAGCUCGCACACAAUCCGAGCUCCGGGCCCCAGCCGGCCCCCGCCGGCGCGCACUGCACGGGCCGGAGAGCCAUCCGCCCAUGGGCCUUCGGGGGGCGCCGGGAGGGAAGGGAAGGUCCGCGCUGAGCUGCGCCGGCCACAGACGCCCCGCGCUGCCUGGGAAUCGGGCGCGGGUCAGGCUUGGCCAGGCUGCUCCUCCCGGCAGGACAGUGUCUGGCGGCGGCCCCGCCCCAGGGAGAGGGCGCAGGGUGAGCCGAGUCCGCCUCGGGGCCUCGCUGGGACCGUGGGCGCCGCGCGCCGGCCCGAGCCCGAGCCCGAGCCCGAGCCCGAGCCCUCGGCGCAUCUGCACGGGCGCGGAGCCUGUCUUGCAGACCGCGGGCCCGCCGCCCCCCCGCGCCGGGUGCUCACCACUGGCCGUGCCGGGACGACGACGAGCGCCGCUGGGGAAGCCGUCUGGUGGCCGCCGCCACCGCCCCGGGAUGCUCUCUAUGGCCACCUGGCCGCGGUCUCCUUCAAACACGGGCCACUCCCCACUGCUAAAGUCACCGCGAGCACCAGGUCCAUGCAGCCUAGCCAGCACCGGCGCCAGCACACCCAGCCUCGAGGGACAGCGCCACCGCCGCCACGGCUGUCACCAGCACGUCGGGUCCACGAACGGCGGCGCACCAGCAUGGGCAUCACGGCCAAGGGCACGGAGGUCACCUCCCCCCCUCGCCCGGCCUCCACGACCCCCGCAGCACUUGGUCCACCACCAACCCCCAGGACCACCAUCCCCACACCAGCACCAGCACCAGCACCAGCACCAGGACUACCACCACCAUGCCAGAAGCAGUUGUACCAGCAGCAGCAGCAGCAGCAGCAGCAGCAGCAGCGGGACGUGCCCACCGCCAGCAGGCCAGCGUAG